AUGGCUGUUUCACCAGAAAAAUACAGAAUUUCUAUUUUAAUGGAAGGUUAUUCCUAUGAAGACAAAGAUGGGACCUUUAGAGCAAAUGGGACAAGCACAUUGAUAACUGGACCAAAAAGAAUAAUUGUUGAUACAGGAAGCCCUCAUGACAAAGACAAAAUUAUGAAACGUCUGCAGGAUCACGGGCUAGCGCCAUCAGAUAUUGAUUAUGUUAUAUGUACACAUGGUCAUGUUGAUCAUGUCGGAAACCUAAAUUUAUUCCCCGAUGCAAAAUUUAUUGUUGGACAUGACAUCAUGGAUGGUGAUAGUUAUGCCGAACAUGAUUUUAAAGGUGGGAAUAUUUACAAGAUAGAUGAGAAUAUUGAGAUCAUUCCAACACCAGGGCACACACAUGCCGACGUCAGUGUGCUUGUUCGGUAUGCGGAAGAGUAUGGUACGGUUGUGGUGUGUGGUGACCUGUUUGAAAAGGAGCAUGACGAGAAUGAAUGGCAGAGUUUAAGUGAAUGUGUCAAACAACAAGAAGAAAAUCGUGCAAAAAUUUUACAAUUGGCAGAUUAUGUGAUCCCAGGGCAUGGUGCUAUGUUUGAAACAAGACAAAAAUAG
Molecule: messenger RNA, 603 nt
Organism: Paramuricea clavata
Lineage: Eukaryota; Metazoa; Cnidaria; Anthozoa; Malacalcyonacea; Plexauridae
Source: the annotation of a GenBank genome assembly